Acipenser ruthenus (sterlet) is the source of this 4485-nucleotide messenger RNA. RefSeq names its product F-BAR domain only protein 1-like. Gene Ontology annotation, cellular component: clathrin-coated pit; plasma membrane; cytoplasm. The coding region runs from base 231 to 3707 and encodes 1158 amino acids. Gene Ontology annotation, biological process: clathrin coat assembly; clathrin-dependent endocytosis. The transcript is spliced from 28 exons. Lineage: Eukaryota; Metazoa; Chordata; Actinopteri; Acipenseriformes; Acipenseridae. The record is from RefSeq and is a predicted model, not a curated record.
CGCGGGGCGGGGCUAGCGGGCACUGCUGGAACGGCGAGUUGAAAUCGAAUCUGAACACUUUUGCAUUGAGGGAAGACAGGUGAAUGGGAAGUGAUGUCGGAUGAAACGUUACAUCUGUGUACACCGACAGGUGCAGCACGCUGGCGUCAAGGCUGAGUGACAGUUUGUGAUCUAGCUCCCCGUGCUUUCAGACAGUUCCCUGUAAAUCCUGAAGCUACACUUGAGCCAAGAUGUCCUGCUUCCGAGAGAAUUUCUGGGGGGAGAGGAACGCUGGGUUUGACGUCCUGUAUCACAACAUGAAGCAUGGACAGAUUUCCACCAAGGAGCUGGCUGAGUUUGUCCGCGAGAGGGCUGCCGUUGAGGAGAGCUACUCCAAGUCUAUGAGCAAACUGUCCAAGAUGGCGAGCAGCAGCAGCCAGCUCGGAACGUUUGCGCCCAUGUGGGAUCUGUUCCGCGUCUCCUCGGAUAAGCUGGCGCUGUGCCACCUGGAGCUCACAAGGAAGCUGAGCGACCUCAUCCGGGAGAUCAACAAGUACGGGGACGAGCAGGUCAAAGUUCACCGCAAGACUAAGGAGGAGGUGACAGGCACCCUGGAGGCCGUGCAGAGCAUGCAGGUCUCCAGCAGCCACCUGCACAAGGCCAGGGAGAGCUACCUCAGCCGAUGCCUGGAGCACGAGCGUCUCCGCAAGGAGGGAGCCAACCAGAAGGAGGUGGAGAAGGCAGAGGCCAAGUCUAAGAAAGCAGCAGAGACGUUCAGCGCCUGUGUGGAGAAGUACAAUCGAGUGGGCGGAGACUUUGAGCGCAAGAUGAGCGAAUCAGCACAGAAGUUCCAGGAGAUUGAGGAGGCUCACCUGAGGCAGAUGAAGGUGCUGAUCAAGUCCUACUCCCACUCCAUCGAGGACACACACGUGCAAGUGGGGCAGGUGCACGAGGAGUUCAAACAGAACGUGGAGAACAUUGGGGUUGAUAAUCUCAUUCAGAAGUUCUCUGAUCAGAAAGGCACUGGCAGGGACAGGCCAGGCUCAACCACAGCUGCAGCGUGUAUAGCGGCUCAUCACGCCAGGGCUCCAGCUCCGGGCAGCUUCGAGGAAUCCAGCGUCUCCAGUCUGCAGGAAGGGAUCAAAAAGAUCCGGAACAAGACCUUUCGCAUCCCCGGGCUCAGCAAGAAAGAGAAGGAGCCCAACUCCACGGACUCUGCAGCAGCUGAUACACCAAACUCUCCAGAGGUCGACGAGGACGGGUUUGUAAUCCGAGCCGACGUCAACAGGAACGAUAUCCUACAUGACAAAGAGACCAACUUCUACUCGAGCGACUCGGACUUCGACGACGACGAGCCCAAGAAAUUCCACGUCCAGAUCCGCCCCCCCGCGAGCGGGAGCUGCCGGAACAGCGCGGCCACGGAACAGGAGCUGAAGGCAACCGUGGGGGCGCUGACCCUGCCACCCAACCGAGUGGCCUCGGUCAAGAGACACCUCUCAAGGAACUCCACCUCCGUGACCGGGGCCCGGUCUGACGGGGAAGGGGACCCGUGCAGCAGCCAGAGAGGCAACGAGCAUGACGGGUACCGAAGAUGUGCAUCCAGCCCAGUGCCGAACAGGCUGAUCUCUGCAGCUCUGCCCCCUGAGCCUCUGUUUGGUCCUCCGCUGGAGUCUGCAUUCAAACACAGCGGCUUCACAGACUCCAAACCGACCACCUCCUCCUCCGACUCCUCCUCCCCUGAGAACGUGGAGGACUCCGGGCUCGACUCUCCUUCCCAUCAGCCUCUGGGGCCCUCCCCGGAACCCUGCACCUGGGCUGCCUGGCCUGCCGUGACAUCACAGAGCAAGGAGGCGGGCUCAGCCGGCGACCCUUUCCUGACAGUGUCCCGCGAGCCCUCCUCUUCCUCCUCCCCCAGGGGCUGGCUGCCGGCCAAUCAGAGCCCCAGGGGGGCGGGGGAUGACGAAUCCUCCUCUUUCUCGUCGUCCACUUUCGCUGCCUUCAGCCGCCCCUCUUCUUCUGAAUGUGAGCCCCCUUCCUGGCCUGGCCUGUCCCGAACUCCUCUCAGCAAACAGUGCGAUCCUUUCCUGGCUGACUUUGACCGGACUCCUAAAGUAAGAGGCAGCUCCGAGCCCUGGAACCCCAAUCCCAAAGCGCCCCACGAAGGCAGGGCCCGCAGCUCAGCCGGGGUGUGCCCAGUGUCGCACGGAGACCCUUUCGCCAUCUCCUUCAGCACCCCCUCUGACACCGGGGCGCCCGUCUCUUCCAAACCGGCUGAGCUGCCCCUCGAAGGCUCUCCUGAAGACCCGUUCUCCAUCACCAUGCUGGGCAGCCCCACGCACCAGUCCUCCCUCUCGGGUUCCAACCCCGCUCGGAGCGCCCCCGGCCCCAGAGCGGGCAGGAAGGAGCUGGUGCGCUGGAACUCCCUGCACAACCCCUUCGUGGAGGGCUCCGGGGCGGGCAGGAGGCAGCGGGCACCCAGGGGAGCCAUCCUCUCCAGGAGGAAUUCAGGGACGGAGGAGGUCCUCUCCUUCAGUGUGUUCUCCAGCCUCGCGAAUUCAGACUUCCCUGACAAAGAGGGGGAAGCGUCUAGCCGCAAUGCGGGCUCCCAGUUUCGGAAUGCAGGUCCCCCCCCUAUCUCCAGACAGGACGGCCCAGAGAUGGUAGUAGUGGCUCCUCCCCGGCCCUCAAGAGCCAAGAGGGCCCCAGGUGGGAGGCUGAGUGGCUGUGAGCGGUCCAGGUCGGUGUGCUCAUCCCCUCUCCUGGAGCCCAGCCCCCCCCUCACCACCACCACCUCCUCCUCCUCCUCCUCGUCCAGCCCCUGUGAGUGGGGGGUCCACAUCCCCACGCCUCGCCCAGCCAGCCCCCCACGAGGGCUGUCCCGCGGUCCGAGCCCCAUCUCCCUGAGCUCCCAGGAUGCGUGGCCUGUGGCUGCUGCCAUCACAGAGUAUAUCAACGCCUACUUCAAGGGAGGAGAGCUGAACCGCUGCCUGGUGAAGAUAACAGGAGACCUCACCAUGUCCUUUCCAGCCGGAAUCACCCGCAUCUUCAACGCCAACCCCACCGCACCCGUCCUCAGCUUCCGAUUGGUCAACACGUCCAGGGUUGACCACUUCCUGCCCAAUCAGAAACUCCUCUACAGUGACCCUUCCCAGAGCGAUCCAGACUCCAAAGACUUCUGGUUCAACAUGCAGGCUCUGACUCUCCACCUCCAGAGAGAGGCGGAACUCAACCCCCAGGCUUCAUACUACAACGUAGGCCUCCUCAAAUACCAGGUCUCCUCUCAGGACCCCGGUUGUGCCCCCCUCCACCUCUCCGCUCGGUGCCAGUGCAGCGGCUCCCUCACCCGCGUCUCUCUGGACUAUCACUGCUGCCCUGCCUCCCCCGCCACGGAGCUCAGCAACGUCCAGGUGGUCAUCUCUCUGGAGGACUCCGCCACGGACGUGCACUGCCAGCCGCCCGGAGUGUGGAACGCGGAGGAGCAGCGGUUGCUAUGGAAACUGCACAAUCUCUCUCCCACGGCUGAUGGGAAAGGUGCCGGGACUGUGUGUGCGAGCUGGCAGUGCCGGGACGUCCUGCGCGGGGCUCUCCCCAGCGUGGGGGUGCAGUUCGUGGGCUCGGGAGAAGCCCUGUCUGGGGUGGACCUGGAACUGGUGGGCGGGCGUUACCGCAUGUCUCUUGUCAAGAAGCGCUUCGCCACAGGAAAGUACAUGGCUGGCUGUUCAAUAUGAGGACGAUGGAGGGACCAUCUCUUACAGAGAAACCAGAAGCACAAAUUUGCACUUUCAGUCCCCUACAAACUUCAGUGAACUUUGCGAGAAUGACACAGAUGAAAGGAUAAGCUGAAGAGUUAACAAUUUUAAACCAUGUAUCAGCAAAUUAUUUCUGCAGACCCAGUUGGCUGAUAUGUAAAUGGAAGAGUUUUAUAACAUGAAAAGAAACCCCCUUCAGCCUCUUGGAAUCCAGUCUUGUUGCAGGAGAAAGUUCCUGGAGUUUUUAUCCGUGGGACUCCUGCUCUUAGAAACUGCAUGUAGUAAAAGGACCAUGAAGCUUUCGGACCAGGCCAGCCCCUUCAGUCUUGUUUAAUUUGAUUGUAAUUAUUGGAUUCUGUGUUUUCUUUGUAAUUACUUUUGUGCGUGUGCUCUAUACAGUUGGGAUGCUGUGUGCCUUGGAGACUGAUCGUACAUGAGUAGGCUGAAUUAAAAGUGGUGCGAUUGCAAGGUAGAUUUGUUCAAAAAGGGGGUCCAGGAGUUUAGUGGACCUUCGGACUAUGUUUGGUGUCCACAUCACAAAUUGAAACUUUCAGAACAAGGUAGGUGUGAUUUACUGUGUGGAUGAUUGACAAUUGCUGAUGUCUGCCAUGCUUUGUUUUGGACCAACAGUGUAAUCAGUCUGGCACUAUUUGAUGAGCAAUGAAAUUCAAUAGUCCUCCCCAGUAUAUAUUUAAAGUGUUGGUAAAAUAAACCAUUUUCAAAACAAAUACACAAUAAAUACACUGUUCUCAGCUUU